Messenger RNA from Talaromyces proteolyticus, 1204 nucleotides. RefSeq lists its product as uncharacterized. The coding region runs from base 430 to 762 and encodes 110 amino acids. Lineage: Eukaryota; Fungi; Ascomycota; Eurotiomycetes; Eurotiales; Trichocomaceae. The record is from RefSeq and is a predicted model, not a curated record. The transcript has a single exon.
CCUGGAGGCUCGAACUGAGAGGGCAAAACAAUGUCUUACCGUGAAUUCGGCUGCCUACGAGGGAAGAAAAAGGCUAGAGGACACAGCUGAGCGAUUUUCCUGAGCCAAUCAAUGCCACCGUGCUAGGCUGCCAUUGGCUAGCAGCUCUGUGAACUCUGUGUAUUGUCAGGUAAUAUUUCAGCCUCAAACGUGCUGGACCGCCUGUACAAAUGCCGCUAGCCGUACUGGAAUCGACCACCGGUACCACGUUAGGCCGCUUUUAGAUGCCUGCAAAGCUUGACCGGCGAUACUGUGCCGCUUGCAGCAUAGUGCCGUGGGGGCAGCGGGGGCCGCUUACGGUUAGGCGGCCUGGCUCUGUCUGGGAGGUUGACCUUUUAUGAUUCAGAUCUGAUUUGCUAAUUCGUAUUUAAUAAUUUUAAACUACACUGAAUGUGCUUUUUCUUCCAACACGAUUUCAGUCAACAACAAUCUCUCGCGUGUGAUUGGACGACCGCAGCGCUCUUCUUUCUUGGCGGGAUAUUGGGUUGGUUCAGCAACCACGUGCUCCCAAUUCCAUGCGGCGAAAGAGUGCGAAAUGAAGGGGGCAUUCCUCUGUGCGGCGCAUUUUUAAUAUUAAUUGAUUACAAAGUAUUACCUGCCCUUGCUUUGAGUCACCCUGGACUCGUCGCCACUCGGCUAAUUGGCUCUGGCUCUCUUCAGCAUUUGCACCAGGACAACACUAACCGAACGUAUUCGUACCAAAACAUGUUGAAGAUGGCAUGACGCCAUGACUCUCCGACACAUCACCUUAGAAAGCGGAGGGAUAGCGCAAUCUUGUCGGCGCUAGGCUAUUUAAUAUAUACUUUAUAACAUAUGCUAUAGCAUAAUAGUACAAGAGAUCUGUCACUGUCAGGCCCUCAUACGUCAAGCGGGGUCUGAGAUGGGAUGAUCGACACACUUGCUCUCGAACGAGCCUCUGACCGAGUGUCUAGGUGCGGGGAUGAUAACAGAUAGACGGCUGCCGGCCGAUCGUCCUGGCGUUCACCAUUCAUAUUCAACCAUUCUGAUAUCAUAGAGAGUGUGAUUAGCAUUGACACCAUGCUGUAAACAAGUAAGAUAGAGCAAAACAAUUAUAUAAUAUCCCGGCCUGAUUAAUGGAACGGCACAUAGAAUAAUAACUAGGGGUUAAGAGUAAUGCUGGUCACGCGACUAAUUGGAUGCCUUG